AAUUUUGGUUAUUCGCUUGGAUUUGAUUAUAGUUUCUUUGCGGUUUCUGUUCCGUGAACGUUAUCUGAUUUUUAUUACGGUUUCAUUUUUGACAGAUGUUUGAAAAACAAAAAUAAAAUUAAUUGCUUAUUCCAAAAAAUAAGUUAAGAAUGUUCGUAUAACCAAAAAAAGAUACACAAAGAUACACUCCCUUCUACAUCUCCACGUGAAGAUGACAGGAUGUCUUCAGGAGAUUCUAUUGAGGCUCGACAAAAUAACGAAUUUGAAGCUUUACAAGCCAUUUAUGGUUUUGAUCUUAAAGAUCUACGCAAAAAGGCAGCAUGGAACAAAUGGACGCCUAUGAAUCUAUCUCUAUCAUUAAAACCACAACAGGGAAGUGUUGGCACACACGAAAUAUAUGCAACAAUUGACCUACAUAUUGUUUGUGAUGCAUGUUAUCCAGAAAAUUGUCCAAGAAUUUAUCUGGAAAACAGCAAAGGUUUGUCACAGACAACUGUUGCUGAGUUACAAGUCUUAUUGGAGCAAAAGUCAAAAGAACUUGAAGGUGAAGAGAUGAUUUUUCAACUUGCACAAUGUGUAGAAGAGUUUCUUCAUACCCACAAUAAGCCUACAUCUAAAAGCUUCUAUGAUGAAAUGCUUAAGAGGCAGAAAGAAAAAGAAGAAAGGGAUUUGCAAGCUAGGCAGAUUGAGCAAGACUUGAAGAGGCAGUAUAUGAUAGAAGAAGUACAACGAAGACAAGAGAUUUUAAAAUCUGAAAUAAGGCAGAGAAGAGAAAAUAUUAGGCAGAACUCUGAGAAUGAUGAUGAUUUUGACACCAGAAGGCCCAAUAGUUCAGCAGACAGCUGUGAUGAACCUAAUUGUGAUCACAAAGGGAUUGUUCUAAUGGAUUUCAGUAAUAGAGAAAUACAAAGGGGGUCAUGCAUAAGGCAUUCAUCAAGAAACCAUAUUAGCUUCAGUGGUAUUGAUACCGAGUCUGGUGAUCUGGUCAUAGUGGAUGAAUGGAACAUUCCAGUUGGAAAUAAAGAUUUCACAUACAUGCAAAGGCAGAUAAGCAGUAUAGAACAGGAGAUGAAUUAUCUAACCAGAUUGAGGCAUAGGAAUCUCGUAAAAUACUACAAUAUCAAAUAUUAUUUUGAAGGAGAUGUCUUGAAAGUGUUUGCUCUUAGAGAAUUUGUUUAUGGCUCGAACUGUUCGUCCUUAUUUUUAAGCCCAAAUGUGAAAGUUGAUCUUGACCAGUUGAAGUACAUUGCAAAAGGAACCUUGAUAGCUUUAGAUUACUUACAUAGAAAUAACGUUGUACAUAAGGACAUAAGAGAUAGUUGCAUUUAUUUAUCUGACUCAGGUCAUAUAAAAAUUUCAAACUACAGUAUUCAUAGGAGAUUAUAUGAUUUGUUGUCUCAGACACAUAAUAACUACAGCAAAAAGACUGAUAUUUUGAAGUUUGGAGAGCUUUUAUUAUCAUUGCUACAAGGGAAUGUUAUAAGCGAUUUGAAUGUCGAAGUUCCCACUUCACUACAAUCAGAUUUGUAUGAUUUUCUUACAAGAUGUCUAAGUAAAGAAGAAUCGACACGGUCAACGGCAGCCCAACUGUUGAAUCACGUAUUCUUCCAAAAUAAACGAGUUGUACAGUUUACGCCUAAACAAGGAAAUGAAGAAGUCGAGGUUCAGAGAAACACUUCCCCAGAGAUUGUUUUGAAUGAAUUACAAAGCUUGAGCCAAAUGUCUAGUGGGCAGUCCCGGAUCAACAACGAAUUUGAAUUUCUCCAGCAUCUUGGAAAAGGAGCUUAUGGCGACGUAAUAAAAGUGAGGAACAAACUUGAUGGAGGCUAUUAUGCUAUAAAACGAAUCCAAUUAAAUCCGAAGAAUAAAUCUUUAAAUAAGAAAAUAGUCAGGGAAGUUAAACUACUCUCGAGAUUAAACCAUGAGAACGUUGUGAGAUAUUAUAAUUCUUGGAUUGAAACAACGACGAUUAAAGAAGAAAUUUGCACAUCUACCGAAACAUCAACUUGUAGUACAAACGAUAGGGUUCCCGUGAUAAUUAGGAAAGAUGAGUUCACAAUAGAUGACAACAUAGAGGCACUUGCACCUUCUAUAAAAAAUGUAGAGGUAUCUAUAACGUAUGACGGUAAAUCUCAAGCUGCUUUUGAUAGUUCCUCAGAUAAUUCAACUGACGAUGAAGAAGAAUGGGGUGUUGUGUUUAAUGAAGAUUCUGACUAUGACAUUGAGUUUGAACACAACACGGGCAGCGAGUCAAAGUCUUCUUCAUCAUCAGUUGACAAUAAAGAUUCGGAAGCAGUGGACAUAACUUCUCCUGAAAUCGUCAAACAGAUCGAUUUCAUGUACAUACAGAUGGAAUUUUGUGAGAAAAGCACACUAAGAACGGCAAUUGACGAUAAUCUUUAUCUGAAUGAAGAUAGAAUGUGGAGGCUAUUUAGAGAAAUUGUUGAAGGGUUAGCGCACAUACAUCAACAAGGCAUGAUUCACAGAGACUUGAAGCCUGUCAAUAUAUUCUUGGACUCAGAAGACCACGUGAAAAUCGGAGACUUUGGCCUAGCGACCACGAAUAUAAAAUCAAAGCAAUUUGAACUUUCUAAGAGUGCGAUGGAAAUGGAAAAAGAAAAUAAUUUUGAUGAAAGCAGGACAGGAAAUAUAGGGACAGCAUUAUACGCAGCUCCUGAAAUAAGCACAUCUUGCAAAGUGGUUUAUAACCAGAAGGUUGACAUUUAUAGUCUGGGUAUUAUUUUAUUUGAAAUGUGCUACAAACCACUGACUACUUCAAUGGAACGAAUAAAAAUUUUAACUAAAUCGAGAUUACCUGAAAUAGUUCUUCCUGAAGAAUUUGCAAAUAAAAAGAACGAGCGGCAAGUGUUUUUGAUAAAAUGGCUGUUAAACCACGACAUAUCGAAACGACCGACUUCUCAAGAACUCUUGCUCUCCGAGCACAUACCGCCUCCUGUCCUGGAAGAGAGAGAACUACAAGAAUUAGUGAGACAUACCUUGAACAAUACGCAAUUGAAGGGAUACAAAUAUCUUAUAGCAUCUUGUUUUGAACAACCUGUCACUCCAGUACAAGAUAUCACUUAUGAUAAAGAUCCAUUUGCUUUAACCAUCAGUAAGCCUGUACAGAUCUAUGACUAUGUAAGAGGCAUCUGUGAAAAGAUAUUCAAGCAACAUGGCGGUCAAAAUUUAUCUACCCCAUUGUUGAUGCCUAAAAGCAAGUUCUAUGAUCACCUAGAUUCUUGUGUUAAACUAAUGACCCAUUCAGGUGGUAUCGUAACUUUGCCUUAUGAUCUCAGGGUUCCCUUUGCAAGAUAUGUUGCUUGGAAUGCAAUUUCUCUACUAAGACGGUACUCCAUAGAAAGAGUUUAUAGAGAGAAAAAAGUAUUUGGAUUUCAACCCAGAGAAUUGUACGAAUGUGCGUUUGAUAUUGUUAGUCCUACUUCUGGAACGCUAAUGUCAGAUGCAGAACUCCUAUAUAUAGGUUUUGAGAUCAUCAACGAAUUGCCUGUGGUGAAGAAUAAACAUUUUGUCAUACGAUUGAACCAUACUGCAUUAAUAACAGCAAUACUGCUGCAUUUUGGCAUAAAGGAUAAACACCAAGAAGUAUUCAAAAUGAUUUCUGACGUAAAGGAAGGAAAAGUAUCAAAAUACAACAUGCAGAACUAUCUAAUAUCAUUUGGUCUGCCGGACAACAGUAUUCAUCUCCUGAUCAACUUACUCAACUCUGAAUUAGAAAUUUCUAAGUGCGUCAGCCAUUUCCAAAUGAUCACUAAAAAGAAACAAAGUGAAGCCAGUCAGCUGGCUAGACAGGCUUUGCAAGAUUUGAAAUUAAUGUAUCAAAAUGCUGUCGCAUACGGUGUCACAGUAAGUCAUUGCUUUAUUUUUUUGUAAGAACGCAACGGGCACAAAACAUUAUUUUUACAUAUUAAUAGGCUUCAUUAUACCUCAGAUAUCAAAAAACCUUUCUGGCUCUUUGAAUAGGAGAAAUGUUUACUUUCGGUUUCAGAUUUUGGUAACGUCAUUAUUGUUUCUGGUGCAAUUAAUUUUGGCAACGGGUCAAUAGACAUCCUAGCUUGAGUCUUAUGUAUAUGUUACUUAAUCUUACUCUUCUCAAAACAGUGUAUCGUAACCUUAUGUGAUGUGAUUAGUUUCACAUCGAAUAUAAAAAUUUAAAUAAGAAUAAUGCAGUGACAGAGAUUGCCCUAAUUGGCUCACUAAUCCACUCAAUAACUUCGCUCUAGGGUCACGGCACUGUCGCCCAGUUUAUCGUCUGGUUGCCACCAUGCCAGUUUUAGCGCCACUUUAGGUUAGCUUGUCGUUUGAGAGCAUUAACUUGAGGACAGGUUGGAUAACACACCAGCAACAAGGUAGAAUAGUGGCAUCAGCAUCUUCAAGCGAUUCCCGCUGCGAUCUCUCAAAUAUGGUCACAAAAAAACAAACAGCAUUCUUCAGCAUUUCACUUCACUUGAAUAAUAUAUUGUCGUUUUCACGAGUAUCCGAUACGACAUAAUUCUGAUGGAUCCGUCAACGCCAGGUAUACAGAGCCGUUUUGUUUUUCUUUUGUUCGCUACAAUUAAAAUGGCUGCUAAAGAUCGUGACAUUUCAAGUCUUGUAGGAAUGAAAUGAGAACAGUUUUUGACUUUGUUGAUCAUCUCUUCUUUUUAGAUCUUGAUUGAUUGAUAUGAUUUUGAAGAGCAAUGAAACAGCCAUAUUUGAAUUACAUAACGUUACACUGAUUACGGACAACUAACCAGAAGCACGUGCCUAUAUUAUUUUUACUAAAAUAGCAGCUACUGGAAAGGUGGAAAGGACAACCUUGACUGUUCUAUUGACUUACCUUGUAAUCAAUAAACCCCAGUUCGAGAUGGUUGUUUCUCCAGGAUUAGUCUAUAAUAUUCAGCAAUAUUCCGGACUUAUUUUUCAAUUUGUCUGUGAAAUGAAAAAGAAAAAUAGGCAUAAUACCAUGGAAGUACUAGCUGCAGGAGGAAGGUAAUGUGUUCUUUUCAUAUUGCAUAACAGUUCUAGACAUCUUUCCUGAAACUGUUCAAGCUAAUUUGCAACGAAAAACUUCAGUUAUUUUUUUGAUAGUAUCUAACUGAAACUAAAGACUGGACAUAAUGGAAAUCCAACCGGACAUACGAUCUUGUUACGUAAGAAAAAUCCUCAUCCAUUCAUGACGAUUGGGGUAUUAUCAAACAGUAAAAUUGAUAUUCUCUUUUUAAAAAAGUCGAUCGCUUCUCAUACAUACAUUCAGAAAUUUUGAGUUGUGUGUCAUUUUGUGAUUUAUUUAAUAGAUAGAUGGCGUGCAAUAUCUCAUACUGUUUUAGGUAUGAUGCAAUGAUUUCAUACUACCGAAUUUUGGUAGAACAGGCUAACAUGUUGAAUAAAGGUGUUCAGCAGUCGGCAGUUGGCAUAUCAUUCUCAUUGGAUAAACUUGUUCAAGCCAUCCAAAAGGAGCAAAGCGAUGAUUUGCCGAAAAUGGAUCCUGUCGAUGUAGUUGUUUGUUCUGUUGGUCUUAAACAGAUGGUCAAAGAAAAAACAAAGAUAUUGAGAAGCUUAUGGUUAGCUGGUAUCAAAUGUUUCUUGAUAGAGAGUACGAACAUCGAAGAAAUACAAGAGCAGCUCAUAGAACUGAAAGUUUCCCAUGUGAUUAUCCUGAAAGAAAAUGACCAUGGCACUGUGCGAGUACGAAGUUGGGAGAGAGAUAGGUUCCAAGAAAAAACAUUCAACACGACAGAACUUAUAGAAAAUAUGCACAAAAUUUUGAAAAAUUGGAACGACAUUGUUCAGGAAGGUAAUAAUACAGCCUUAGUGAAAUCGGAUAGUAGGGUCAGCAACAGCGAAAGAUAUGAGCAGGAAGUAAACGUAUAUGUCGAUUAUCUGUUUGUCACAGCAGAAAAAUUGUCAUCCAACGCUCGAAAAAGAUAUGAAAAUCAGAUUAGAUCUCAGCUGGAUGGGUUAUUCAAGAAACUCAGGGGAUAUGUUGUAAUUGUUGGACUAUCUUUGGACCAAACAAUAGUAAAGUGGCUCGCAUCCUUUUUGGAUUUCGACUCUGAAUAUAAUUUCCAGAAGUCUGUGGAAACUGUUAUAGAAAGGCACCCAAGACAUAAAAAGUACCUAAAUGAUAUUUGUGAUGAAAUAUACAAGCAGAAGAUAAGCCGGACAGAUCCAACUUUAGUUUUAUAUAGUUUAUGUGAUUACUGUUAUAAAGUGGUUCUGUAAUAUAUUUUGUGAUUUUCGAUAAGGCCUUCAGAUUCAGUUCCAGCUGCUGCUUCUGGUGUUUUUUGGAAUAAAAACUGUCAAAAUCGG
Acanthoscelides obtectus is the source of this 6309-nucleotide messenger RNA. NCBI's taxonomy places the organism in Eukaryota, Metazoa, Arthropoda, Insecta, Coleoptera, Chrysomelidae. The record is from the annotation of a GenBank genome assembly.